Messenger RNA from Pomacea canaliculata, 1959 nucleotides. RefSeq names its product monocarboxylate transporter 13-like. Gene Ontology annotation, molecular function: monocarboxylic acid transmembrane transporter activity. The record is from RefSeq and is a predicted model, not a curated record. Gene Ontology annotation, biological process: monocarboxylic acid transport; transmembrane transport. NCBI's taxonomy places the organism in Eukaryota, Metazoa, Mollusca, Gastropoda, Architaenioglossa, Ampullariidae.
CGCACUGACUGACAUUCACGCUAGAGUUACGCGCCAUAAUGAAGGCAGCACUAAUAUGGCGGUCACUCCGAGGGGACAAGAAACUCAACAUAUGUUGAUAUCAAAAUACAUUAUUUGAAGACGCCAUUUAUGGUGCCAAAGAUACGGCAAGUUAAAGAGUGGGAAUGAAAGGCAGGAUGCAAAAGCCAUUUAAAUACCAGCUACAUACGCACUUCACAUUACCGCCACGAAGUCUCGCCACCAAGGAGAAAGCUGCUAACGUGAUGUCGCAGUGCUUGGCUUGUAAUGGAGGCCAAAAGUGGGUACACCGACUCAAUGGAUUCGGAUAUCUUAGUGACACUUCCGGUUUCGGAGAAUCCAGAACAUGGAGCAGCAUCGCCUGUAGAAGAAGAUGAGAAGUUUCUUAUCCCCGACGGCGGCUGGGGCUGGGUCGUCUGCAUCGCCGCCUUUGUUGUGAACUUCAUUGCUGACGGCACGAUGUUCUCAUUCGGAAUCCUGCUGCUGGAGCUGCUCGACGAUUUUCACGAGUCCAAGGCCUUGACCUCCUGGGUUGGGUCAGCCCAGCUGGGCAUGAGCAUGUUGAUGGGUCCGUUGGUGAGUUUGUCACUGAAGCGUUUCAGCACCAGGCAGGUGACCAUGGCUGGCUCACUGGUGUGUGCACUAGGGUUAAUCUCAUCCGCCUUUGCACCCAGCGUGUCUGUCCUCAUCGUGAUGUACGGUCUUGUUGCAGGUACCGGUAUCUGCAUGAUUUUCCUGUCGUCCGUCAUCGCUGUCAGCCUGUACUUCGACAAGAAGCGAGCCAUCGCCACCGGCAUCGCCACCAGUGGUUCUGGCGUCGGCGUCUUCGUCUACGCCAACGUCUGCGACAUGCUGCUGCAGCACUUCACCUGGCGCGAGACCGUCCUUUUGCUGGGCGCCUUCCUCCUCCACUGCCUGGCCUGCGGUUGGUCUUCCGCCCGCUCGCCUCCGCGCGGCUCAGUCACCGGAAGCGGAAGACGUGUGGCAGAGAAGGCGGGCGCAAACAGGGAGGGGACAGCCAAGAGCUGUACAACUACGUGGAGGAAGAAGACGCCAAAACUGCAGACGUCGGAGGGACCAGUGGCAAGAAAAGCCCCGUUACUAUCCCCGCUCCACUGCAACCGCUGCUGCAAAAAAAGACAAAUCUUAACGGCGAGCAGCACCACCAGGUGGGAAACCAGCGACGCAGUGUUUGCUUGGCAUUCACUAGUCGCGUGCGGUGGCAGAUGUGGACAAAGAAUCCGCAGUAUUUUUGCGGUCCACCUCUUCAGCAACAAAGCAUUCCUCUUCCUGCUUGUGACAUUUUCCAUGUGGACAGUCCAGUCCGUCCCGCUGACCUACCUGCCGGACCUAGCCCUAUUGAAAGGCGUGCCCAGACACCAGGCUGCCUUCCUCAUCUCCAUCGUGGGCAUCACCAACACCGCCAGCAGAAUAGUCGCUGGCGUCCUCGUUGACCUGCUGCACCUGCGUUGCAUCUGGCUCUACGUCGUCGCCCUCUCCAUCGCCUCUGUCGUCUGCUACACGUUCCCAUGGUGUGAGGGCUUCGCCGGGCUGGCCGUCAACUCCGCAGUCUUUGGAAUGUGCAUGGCCGUGGCGGUGUCCAUGAGGACGAUCGUGCUACAGCAGCUGGGCUUGAAAAUGUUGACCCAGUCCUUUGGAGUUGUUGCUCUUUUCCAAGGCGUUUUCUUCACCCUGGACCCUCCCAUGGCGGGCAAGCUGUACGACGAAACUGGCGCCUACCUCCUGCCCUUUGUGAUGGCCGGUUCCAUGUACCUAGUCUCGGCUCUUUCCUCCUGGUGGUCGCCGUAUUCUUCAAACCCGCGCCCCUCUACCUACAGACUCUCGUUGUCGACCCUCGAAAAGAUCAAGAUGAAGUGAACAGCUAGGCUCCUCUUCGAAACCUCGCAUCUCUCCCCACCCUCCAUUCCAAAACAAAAAGUG